UUGGUCGAGCCAGGCCGGCACGACAGGCGCGCGUGCCGGGAGGUUGAGUAAAGCUGAUUAAUUGCGACUUUGUCGCGGGCAAAGUGAAUUAACAGAGGGCGGCUCGGCGCUCAUAAUCGCUUUGAAAUGCUUGUCACAACACCAGGCCGGGUGUGGUAGUUGCAGUGGUGGCCGUCAGGAUUCAGUCUAGAACUACAGCGGGGUCCACGACACGCCGGACGACUCUGGUUUGGAGAUUUUUGUUUUUCAGAAAGAAAAAAAAUUACGGAACAAAAGAAGAUCACCAAAAAGAAAAAACGCAGAACCGGAAACUGAUCUUUGACUGUGCGGACGUCAGGAAGGAUAACCCAAGACAUCGAGAGUGCCAGAGAUUGUGACUGUGGUAUUCGUUUUUGUGUGCCGGUCGUUCUUGUGUGGCGGUCAAUCUUGUGUGGCGAUCAUUCUUCCGUUUCUUAUUCGAGAAUUCGCUUUGUGUUUUUAAAGAAACAGCCGAGCUUGAUUUAUUGCCAGCUAUCCUCAUUGCCAUCAAAUGGUCAUUUAACCGAAAACACUGACGAUGUUUUGCUUCCACUGCCCUCCAAGUUUUCACCCGACAGGUCGACCUUUGACCUUGGAUUACCCGUGCCCGACACACCCCUCAUAUCCAGGUUACGGUCUCCACUCCGACCUACACGACGAGGCGUUCGCCCGACGUAAACAAAGACGCAACAGAACGACCUUCACCCUUCAGCAGCUCGAGGAGCUGGAGAAAGCUUUUGCCCAGACCCACUACCCGGAUGUUUUCAUGCGGGAGGACCUGGCCAUGAGGAUUAACCUGACGGAGGCGAGAGUACAGGUGUGGUUCCAGAACCGCCGCGCCAAAUGGCGAAAGAGCGAACGGUUCUCCCAGCAGCCCGGGCCGGCGUCCGGCCGGAGUUCCGGUCAAGGCGCGGAGGACGACGACGACGACAGAAAGGGGCGGGAGACCCCCCUCUCCCCGCAACCCUCCCCCGACAUCUGCCUCACCUCCGGCGGCCACGCCCACGAGGACGACGCCGGCGAUUUUUACAAAGAGGACCCGGAUCUAAAAAUAGCCGACAUGACGUCAUCGGAUCCUCGACGUCAGAACGACGCCGGCGAGAAACGCUCGGACGACGAGGAGAGCGAGGUCUGCGUGGACAAAAACGAGGAGGACGCGCCCUCGGAGUCGGGUCAUGUGACCCGCGAGUCGACCCAGCACAUCGCCUAUGACUUCUCCGUCGCCAAGAGAGCGGAGGUCGCCGCCGAGAACAAGCCGGAACACGGCUGCGGGGAGGGCAACGACGACAACAACAACGACCGGGACCGGACGACCGGACACCGGCACGACCUGGCCGGACCGGACAGUAAAAAAUUCGACCCCGGUUUUUUCAGCUUGUCCCGGGGUUUCCGGUCGAGUUACUUGCCCCCGUCCAAUCACGAAGCGUCCAAGCUGAUCUUGAACACGCCCACUUCCCUCCUCAACCCGCCCAGCGUGUUGUCGGUCAACGACUCCAACACCUCCUCCUCCCCCAAACUACCCCCCUCACCCCUCGCUUUCCCGCAAGUCUCCUCCCUGCAAAGUAUAGACAGCCGGAGCGGGCUUGGUCGGGAUUCGUUCCCGGCUUCCACGGCUCUCAGCAUGGCAUACGGAAGUGACCCGGCGCUGAUGAAGAGCAUGCUGGGACUGAUGCCGCCGCUGAUGUUUCCGCCGGACUUUGGUUUGAUGGCGAAGAUGGGGCGCAGCGCCCUGCCCUUCACCCAGAGUCUCUUGGCGGCCUCCAUGCAUAGGCCAGGCUUGUUUUCUGGCAUUGACGUGUCAAGGUUCAAAUCCGGGUAUGACUCAUUGAUGACACCAAGGUCGUUUCUGCCACCCACGCAUUUACCUCACCCUGCAUUCAAAGGUUGUCUCCCUUUCUGCAUGUGCUGCCCACCCCGAUCAACCAGCAGCAACAGCACCACCGGAAGUAGCACCAUCACCACCAGCAACCCGACCACCACUUUCCCGGCAUUCAGCGAGCACAGGACCAGCAGCGUCGCCGAACUCCGACGUCGCGCUCGGGAGCACUCGGAAGCCCUCGUGGCCAAUGGAUCGGAUCGCCCGAGCUCGGCCGGUGAAUGAACCUGCGCGCGCAUAACCUUUGACCCUGAUAUUUGAUAUUGUGGUGUGUGCUUUUAAAGUUGAAUGAAACAACUUGAAAACAGAUUUAAUAAAACCCACAUUUUAGUCAGUGAUCUAAAAAUUAAUCUCUACUAGUAUCAACGUGUACACAGCGUGUAUUGUACACCAUGUUGGUGUACUGUACAUCGUGGGGGAGGGGGUGGCUGUACACUUACAAGGGGUAAUCAAAGACACAAAUCCUCAACAAGCUUUAUCUGUGCAUAAUGUUUGUUAAAGAAAGUUACCGUAAGACUAAAAUACUUGUACUAAGAUAAAGAUGCUGGAUUUGUUCUGUAUAUUUUUGUGCCAAUGUAAAGUAAGCCA
This is a messenger RNA of Physella acuta, 2482 nucleotides long. RefSeq names its product homeotic protein ocelliless. Gene Ontology annotation, molecular function: DNA-binding transcription factor activity, RNA polymerase II-specific; RNA polymerase II transcription regulatory region sequence-specific DNA binding. The record is from RefSeq and is a predicted model, not a curated record. Lineage: Eukaryota; Metazoa; Mollusca; Gastropoda; Physidae. Gene Ontology annotation, biological process: regulation of transcription by RNA polymerase II.